UACAUAUGGAUCAAUUUCAUCUUUCCCAAAUUGCCCAAUUUGCAAAAAUGUUGAGUCUGCCUCAGCCUUCCACCACGCUCGUCACUCACUCCCACGACCAAUCUCUCUCGCAGUAGCUCCGCAGCAAUGGCGAGUUGAUCACCGCCUGCACCUCGAACCUCUCCACAGCUUCCCUCCCCCUCCCGUCUCUUUCUGCAAGGAAAAGGGGGAGUUUAGGGAGUGGGCGGGGAUGCAGAAGCUGAGGUGGAGGGCGCUGGUGGCGCUCCGCCGCCUGCUGACCGGCGCCAUCUGCGCGAUCGCCCUCCUCGCCCUCCUCUCCGUCCACCUCCGCGCCUCCCGUUUCUCCGGCCUCCCCGGGAUCGCCGACCCCCGCAAGCUCCCCGCGGUAACGUCCCCGCCCGCGCGAUUCUCUGUCCCUUCCGUUCGCCGCCGCUCGGCCCGCCGGUUUUCCGAGCUCGAUGAGGAUUUCGUGCGGCAGUAUGAGCUUAAAUAUCAGAGGCAGGGCACCGGGCAGAGCUGGACGCGAGAGCUCGCGCCGCCCCAUUUUUUGAAACCUCCAGCUUCUUCUGCCAAGUUAGAUGGCGCGAAUGGGAGUUCACAUUCUGUCAAGCUUUGGAAACCUCCCUCGAAUCGUGAUUUCGUGCCGUGUACAGAACCCGGUCUAGACUAUACAUCUCCUCGAGGUUCGCAAGGUUAUCUUCUGGUUAGUACGAAUGGCGGACUUAACCAGAUGCGAGCUGGGAUAUGUGACAUGGUUGCUGUGGCCCGUAUAAUUAAUGCCACUCUAGUGAUUCCGGAACUUGAUAAAAGGUCAUUUUGGCAGGAUACAAGCAACUUUUCUGAUGUUUUUGAUGAAGAUCAUUUCAUAAAUGCACUGGCUAAUGACAUAAGAGUUAUAAGAAAGCUCCCUGAAGAACUAGCGACAGCAGCAAAGGCAGUCAAGUAUUUCAAAAGCUGGUCUGGCAUGGAUUAUUACCAGAAUGAGAUAGCUAGCAUGUGGGACGAGCACAAAGUUAUUCGAGCGGCCAAAUCUGAUUCUCGUCUGGCAAAUAACAAUCUACCACCUGACAUUCAAAAGCUGCGUUGCCGUGCUUGUUAUGGUGCCCUUCGUUUUGCCCCUAAAAUUGAAGCAAUGGGUAAAAUGUUGGUUGAUCGGAUGAGAGCUCAUGGUCCUUACAUCGCUCUUCAUUUACGUUAUGAGAAGGACAUGCUUGCGUUUAGCGGAUGCACGCAUGACUUAUCUGAACCUGAAGCAGAUGAGCUCAAGUUGAUCAGAGAGAAUACUUCGCACUGGAAAGUGAAGGAGAUUGAUCCCAUGGAGCAAAGAUCCAAGGGAUAUUGCCCGCUUACUCCAAAGGAGGUUGGUAUUUUUCUCACUGCUCUGGGAUAUCCAUCAAACACACCUAUAUAUAUAGCUGCUGGAGAGAUAUAUGGAGGUGAUUCUCGUAUGGCUGGUCUGAGAGCUCGCUAUCCCAUGUUAAGGAGAAAGGAAUUUUUGGCUUCAGUGGAGGAACUUCAGCCUUUUACGAAUCAUUCUUCUCAAAUGGCUGCUCUUGAUUAUAUUGUUUCAGUUGAGAGUGAUGUUUUUAUUCCAUCAUACUCUGGGAAUAUGGCAAGGGCAGUUGAAGGUCAUCGUCGCUUUCUCGGACAUAAGAAGACGAUUUCUCCUGAUAGGAAAACUCUUGUUCGUAUCUUUGAUAAAAUUGACCUCAGAACCAGGAAGGAAGGGAAAAAGUUAUCAAACCAAAUAAUUGAACUGCAUAAGAGAAGGCAAGGGUCUCCGAGGAAGAGGAAGGGGCCGAUUGCUGGAACAAAGGGCACGGACAGGUUUCGGUCAGAAGAACCCUUUUACGUUAACCCUUUGCCCGAUUGUUUAUGUCAUAGGGAAUCACCAAGCUUGAAUACCUCGCAAAUCAGCUAACAACAUAAGUUGCAGAAGAAAGGCAUGCAAGAAUAGUUCCCUUUCACGGUGGCACGUAUCAUUGGUUGCCGUAUUUCAAGCCUAAUGAUACUGGUGCCUCAAUAGGAGGGACGCGGAGCAUGUAUAUUUGAGUUUAGGAUAUGUCGCUGGGGCACUUCAUCGGAUGUACAUAUCACGGAAAACAUUUUGCUGGGUGAGGGGAGAUGGGGAGAUAGCAAAAAGAAAAGGGAGUGCAUACCACGGACGAUUUGGUUGAUUAAUUAGGAUUUGUAAGUAGGUUAUUUUUUUUUCAGGAAAACAGUGUUGACUUUACUCCUUUCAAAUGUACGAGAAACAUUUCGGAUGUGUAGAUUUUCAAAUUAGGAGGUGAUGAAAGAGUGCCAUAUUUCCAUCCA
Eucalyptus grandis is the source of this 2316-nucleotide messenger RNA. Its product is annotated as O-fucosyltransferase 7. The coding region runs from base 230 to 1921 and encodes 563 amino acids. The record is from RefSeq and is a predicted model, not a curated record. Lineage: Eukaryota; Viridiplantae; Streptophyta; Magnoliopsida; Myrtales; Myrtaceae. Gene Ontology annotation, cellular component: cytoplasm. The transcript is spliced from 12 exons.